AAUGACAUUGAGGCGUCGAGUUUAUUCAAUCUCCCUUUGACAACGUCCGUUGGUUAUUUGGCUCUUCUCAUUUUGUCGGUUUGUUUUUGUUCUUUUAGCCAUCCAUGGAAUCCACACUUCAGGUUCCAAAUCUGAGGGCGAGCGCUUCACUGUCUUUGAGGAAAACGUCAUCUUCCAGCGAUUUUGUGUCAUUACCACGAUCACGAACGUCUUCUUUUGUCGGCUCUUAUUAUGCAGACUCGGUUCGUCGUCAGCGCUCAGACACCUUUAUCCACGUUCAACAGGAAACUCGACGGAAAAGUCAAACCCCAUCCCACCAUCAUAACAAGGUGCUUCCCCCAUCUCAACUUUACUUGACCCAUUCCCCUCAGUUGCUACCGUCGAAAGUGGAUUCGGAUUCUGAAACGGACGACGACGAGGACGAAGACAAAUUCGUUCUGAAUACCGAUACCGAUUACUCUACUGAAACAGGCGCUCUACUAGAGGGCGUGCUUAUUCGACGAGCUGUAAGACCUUCUAUCCAACGGCUACACGAGGAACAGGAGCGACUUUCAGCAAAGCGCACGUUGCUAAAGGAUUCGAAGGAUUCCGAUGCACCGCCCGUUCGCUCGGAGGAUCUCAGUAAACAUGAAUCUGACGAAAAGGAUCCUGUCGUUCCUAUUGGAGCUACUGUAAAAGAGAAGCUCGAGCGGAACAGGGGUAGUUAUUGUCCCUGUGUACAACCUUAUCAUAUUGGCAAAGACGACCACCAGGCUACCAAAUCUCUUCCGAAAUUCCAUUUUCCCAAAUCGUUUGGACAUCGACAACACCAUGUUAGCAAAACCGGUCUUUACGACGAUGGAUCCAGCACUGUCUACCCGCCUCCACCAAACAAGGACGACAAAAUGGAAAUCGAUCGCUAUGGGUUCAAAAAAUCAUCUCAGUGGCUCACGGCGCAUGAUCACCGAGAAUUUGAAAAGCGUUAUAAUGUGAUUUUGGAACGUCGAUGGACAAAGUGGUUACAGUUACUGGAAGAUAAUGAUUGGAAGUUGCCAGACAGACAAUCAAAAGUAAGGAGAUAUAUACGGAAAGGUGUUCCAGCUCAGCUCCGCGGACGUGUCUGGUUACAUUACAGCGGUGCUCAAGCAAAGAUGGAUGCGAAUCCUGGGGUCUAUGACAAAUUUGUGACGAAAGCAGGUGAAAUGGGGGAAAAGAAUGAAUUUGCUGAUAUCAUUGAACGCGAUCUUCAUCGAACGUUCCCAGAAAAUGUAAACUUUGAAGCACAGAUCGACACUGGAAUUGAAUUUGCCAAUGUCGACCACGUGCCAGCGAUCUCCGCUUUACGUCGUGUACUGGCGGCGUUUUCUAUCUAUUGCCCUUCGGUGGGCUAUUGUCAAUCUCUGAAUUAUAUCGUAGGCAUGUUACUUAUUUUCAUGAAAGAAGAAGAAGCUUUCUGGACUCUGGUGACUAUUGUUCAAAACAUAUUACCAGCUGGGGUUUAUGAUAUCACCAUGGAAGGUUCCAAUCUCGAUCAGACCGUGCUAAUGAUGCUGUUAUGGGAACGAAUGCCCCACAUAUGGAACAAACUGUCCGACAAAAGCUUUUGGGAAUCCGAAGCCGAUGGUGUAUCCAUGCCCACCAUUACCCUCGUUACAAGUCAUUGGUUUUUGACUCUAUUCAUCAAUAUCUUGCCUACAGAGUCAGUGCUUCGUGUGUGGGAUUGUUUAUUCUUUGAGGGUGCGAAUGUACUGUUUCGUGUCGCUUUGGCGAUUUUCAAAAUGUCUGAGAACGUUGUCUUGGCACUAGACGACCCUUUGGAGAUUUUUCAGGUCAUACAGAAUGUCCCCAAAAGAAUGAUCAAUUGCCAACUCGUCAUGGAGGUAGACAUUUGUGUGACGCGCCAACGAGUGUUUUUCACCAGGAAAAUUUACCAUUUGUGCUGUACUUAGAAUACCUUUCGUCGGUACAGC
Messenger RNA from Radiomyces spectabilis, 1949 nucleotides. RefSeq names its product rab-GTPase-TBC domain-containing protein. The coding region runs from base 105 to 1928 and encodes 607 amino acids. The transcript has 7 exons. Lineage: Eukaryota; Fungi; Mucoromycota; Mucoromycetes; Mucorales; Radiomycetaceae. The record is from RefSeq and is a predicted model, not a curated record.